GGCUUCUCCCCAUGUAGCUACUUUGCCGUCUGCUUUUACCUGAUGAUGCUGGUCAUGGUAGAAGGCUUCGGAGGUAAGAAAGCCGUGCUGAAGGCCUUAAAAGACACCCCCAUGCUGAUCAGGACGGGGCCUUGCUGCUGUUGCUGUCCCUGUUGCCCCACCAUCACCAUGACCAAACGGAAACUCCAAAUAAUGCUGCUGGGCACUUUCCAAUAUGCCUUCCUUAAGGUUGCCUGCACUUUCCUGGGCCUCGUUUUAAGCACCGAGGGCUUGUACGACACAGCCGACAUUUCAGCCACCAGCGUGGCUCUCUGGAUCAACACCUCCCUGGGCGUGUCCACCCUUUUUGCCCUCUGGUCGCUGGCCAUCCUCUUUCGGCAAGCCAAGACUCACCUUGCAGAGCAGAACAUGACAGGCAAAUUCGUUUGCUUCCAGGUCCUCCUCAUCUUGACGGCCUUGCAGCCGUCCAUCUUCAGCAUCUUGGCCAACGGGGGUCAGAUCGCCUGCUCCCCACCUUUCUCCUCCAGAGCCCGAGGCCAGCAAAUGCACGCCCAGCUGUUGAUCCUGCAAACAUUCGUCCUUGCGGUGCUGGCCAGGAUGUAUUACCGCAAGCCGGACGACAAGCCAGGAUGCUGCCUCCGCGAAUCUCCAGAGUUCAAACCAGAGAUCAAACAAUAAAGGAUAGUCCGAAACCCAGACCCCCCCCCAACAAAGACACUUGCCAGACAGGCAAAUCACCACCCUACAGGUAGUCCUCAACUUACGGCCGCAACUGAGGCUAAACUUCACGCCGUCGAGACAUUUUGUUUUGUCGUAAUUUGACGGCGCUUCUUGCCACGUGAAAAAUCGCAGCAGUCGUUACGACGAGUCGCACGGACGUGACAUGAAUCUGGCUUCCUCGUUAACCUGGCUUGUCGGAAGGCUGUCAUAAAUGGGAGUUGGUUGCUAAGCGUCCGAAUGUUGAUCACAAUUAUGGGGAUGCUGCGACCGUCGUUAAGUGCAAAAACCGGUCGUAAGUCGCUUUUUUUCAAUGCCGUUGUUAACUUCGAACGGCUGUUGUAAGUCGAGGACUACCUGUCUACGUUUCCGUGAAGAGUUUUGUGGCUUGCUAGCGAGAGGAGAGAGAGCAAUCCACAAUCCACAAUCCACCUCUGUGGAGUGACUUUUGGACUCACGGGCAUGCCUAUUGUUAAAAGUAUGCAAAGCUUGCCGAAUAAAUCUUCUCAUGGGAACGAGAGAAGGGAAGCGUGGCGCUUAAGUUGCUA
Crotalus tigris (Tiger rattlesnake) is the source of this 1265-nucleotide messenger RNA. RefSeq names its product solute carrier family 51 subunit alpha (gene SLC51A). Gene Ontology annotation, cellular component: plasma membrane; endoplasmic reticulum membrane. The coding region runs from base 43 to 678 and encodes 211 amino acids. Gene Ontology annotation, biological process: bile acid and bile salt transport. The record is from RefSeq and is a predicted model, not a curated record. NCBI's taxonomy places the organism in Eukaryota, Metazoa, Chordata, Lepidosauria, Squamata, Viperidae. The transcript is spliced from 5 exons. Gene Ontology annotation, molecular function: transporter activity.